CCCUAGCAACAGGCAAGUAUAUCUGCUUCCUCGUUGCAGUCCGGUUAGAAGAUUCGCGGGGAAAUUUAUGGUUUCGAUCCCUUUCUCAAUAAGCCCAACAAAGGAAACGGACAGGAACAAGAAAAGAAAGACCAAGGCGAAAGAAGCCCUGAAGAUUGUUGCUCGCGAUGGCUCUCAAGCACAAGGCCCUCAUGGUGUUGUUCCCGGGGUUCAACACUCUUGACAUGAACGGGCCGUUCGAGGUCCUAACCCGCGGCGAUCUGUUCGAGGUGGUGACGGCAGCCGAGAGCGACAUCACCAGGAGCUCCGAGGGCGUCCAGGUCAAGAGAGACGUACCUCUGGACGACGCCCUGAUUGAUAAGCUGCACGAGUUCGACGUCCUCGUCGUCCCCGGCGGCCCGGGGUCUCAGGUCAUGGCACAGGCCGAUGCGGACAAGAGCUCGUUCUUGCCCCUGAUUGACAAAUUUGCGGGCAUCGGCCCGCGCCCGUCGGCCUCGCACCCGCGCCUUCUCCUGUCCGUCUGCACGGGCGCCCUCUUCCUCGGCAAGCUCGGCGCCUUCAACGGGAUGCACUGCACCACGCACUGGGCCUACUACAAGGAGCUGGCGCGGCUCAACGAGGAGUCGGCGGCGGCGGCGGCGGCGGCCGGGGGUUCGCCGUCGGAGGCCGCCGGCAAGGUGCUGCCGGCGCGGUUCGUGGACGCGGGCGUCAACGGGCGCGGCGUCCGCGUCGUCAGCUCGGGCGGCGUCAGCUGCGGCAUCGACGCCGCCCUGCACGUCGUCAGGGUCUUUGCGGGCGAGGCCGCGGCGCGGGAGGCGGCCGAGGGGCUGGACUAUGCGUGGCGCAAGACGGACGGGGUCGUGCUGGGUUAGAUGUGUUUGGGGGGCCGGCGUCGGUUCAUUUUUUUUUUUUUUCUGCUUCUGUUUCAUCCCCACCGUCUGCUUGCUCCCCGACGCUUCUUCGGUGAAAUGGCGUUGACAAUUUCGGCGAGCGUCCGUAUUCCCCCUAUCUUGGCUAGGCACGGGCGAGAUUGUGUGCUCACUAAGAACCCGCCACGGCGGGCUCAGCCGCUUUUUGGGGCUGUAAAAGGUGCGAGUCUGACAGCGUAGCCUGGGGGAAGCUUUUGGUUGGCACGCAGGGAUCUAUCUACCUAGCCACAUGCAAUAAUUUCCCCAUCCGGCCCGUCUGACGCCCCCGUCCUGCGGUGAUAU
This is a messenger RNA of Gaeumannomyces tritici R3-111a-1, 1211 nucleotides long. RefSeq lists its product as hypothetical. The coding region runs from base 168 to 872 and encodes 234 amino acids. The record is from RefSeq and is a predicted model, not a curated record. NCBI's taxonomy places the organism in Eukaryota, Fungi, Ascomycota, Sordariomycetes, Magnaporthales, Magnaporthaceae. The transcript is spliced from 3 exons.